UGUCUCUCACUUUUCGCCUGAAUCCCACUCGAGCACCAUCACAUCAUUGCUCGCAACCGAUAACUACCUUACCUAUAUACUACACAGCACUAGUAGGCGACGACAAGCGACGACGGCGGUGACGGCCACAACCAGAAGAACCGCAAGCACAGGCAAUGACCUAAUCAGCGCCAUCCGCCUAAGAGACGUGCGUGGAAUGGCAACGGACCGCUAAACCGCCGUCCCUUUGUUGCAGGUGCCGCGCGGGUUGCUGCUUUGCAGCCGGUGACAAUGCCUCGAACCGACGACAAUUCUCGCUUUAGCUCCAUGACGGGCUCGAGCACCGACAGCGGGAAGUCCAGCAUCACGGUAAAACCGCUGCCCUUGACGCCCACGACCCCAUCGCUCCCAAACUUUGGUGCUGCAGGGAACAAUGCCUCCCGGUUCGCCCCGCCUACAUCGCGACGAGCGGCUCCGUCGCGCCUCAAGACGGACGAGAGCGGCAAUCUCAUACGCUCCGUCAAGGAAUCAGAUGGUCAGGUUUCGCCCACGUCGAACGGUGCGCGACUCGCGCUAUCCCCCUCCUCGGUGAAUUCCAAUACGUCGAUGCGCGAUCAUUCCAUGAGCGACCUCUUUGAUUACCGCCGCGACCUAGCGAUCCUCGACCCCGCCGGCGGCCGGUCGACUCGCAAUCAACACACAAACCCGUCCACCGGCUCUCUCGGCCAGAUCGCGCCCUGGAUGACGGGCAACGGCAGCGCCGCCUCGCCGGCGGCCCCUCCCGAUCCCGCACCCACCACAUUCUACAACGACUCGACCGAUAAUCUAUCCCUCGACUCCCGACUGUCCCCCGGUGUCCGUACCUCUAUUAGCCGCGCGACCCCUGCUGGCAGCACCGACUCCCCAGACGCUGCAUACUUUACCGACGAGAGGCGCCCGUCCGUCGCGAGCAUCACCACAACGGCAAGCAGUCAAGGCUCGCGGGCCAGCGGCGCAAGAGGAGGAAUACGAAAACUGCAGGGCUUUUUUGGGGAGGAAUUUCCGGGGAGAGAUUCAUCCGAAACCAGCCUCGGCCAGGGCGGCAAGGAGCAUCGAUCGCAUUCAUACAGCUACAGCCGACCGCAUAGGGAUCGCAACUAUUCCAACGCCACUGACCAUGGCAGAGACGGUUCCCCGGCUUCGAGGCCCCGAACCCCGGUGCCGGCGCCGGAAGUAGUCCCGUUUUUGUACCAGGAAGCCGAUGACAUUGCCCGAUACGGUGAAGCCCCAGUCCGAGACAUCCUCAGCGGCCCGGAUCGUGGCCGCUACAUGGCCGACGCCGCCGCGCAGAAUCCACCAAAAACAUCCGGCUCCGGCCGGUCCGGCCAUUCAAUCGUGCACCUGCCAGGCCAUCACAGACACAACAAGAGCAACGAAGACCCAAGGUCGCUACGCCCGUCGAUCAGCAGGGAGGAUCCUUCCGCGCCCGCGGCCAAGGAACGCAGCGGGUCAAACGGAAUGUACGGCACGAGGUCGCGCGCUCAGAGCCCAGCUCCAAGCGCGAACAGUGGCUCCUGGGGUUCCAAGACCGUUCUUGGUGACGGGCAGACGUCUCCGGGCCACCACCAUAAACGCCGGUUCCUCGGUCGCUUGCGAGGGAGAAGGGAGAAGGACGAACCGACUGAUCUGAGGAAGCUUCCGGUGUCUUCCCAAUCCCUCCAGCCGCGACCAAGCAAGCACGAGUUCCCGUUCGGUGAAGGGCAACCGACCCCAGGAUCCGAAUGGUCAGCCUCGCCAGACCCCCGCGAGUACGGAGGAUCGCGCCCCGGUUACGCACGUGGCGCGACCUUCAACAACAAAUUUCCUUUCUCUUCCAAGAAGAGCCGUACCGUCAGGCAGCACGAUGACAUUGACGAGAAUAUCGGGCCUACCGACAGGCAGGGUGGCGGAGGAACCAUGUUCCACCUCGACACGAAUCUCAGCGAUAUGGAGGGGAUCCUGAGCAGGCCCUUGCCCUUGACGCCGAUGGACCCCGACUUUCUGAACGAUAUCGACUUCGACAAGUUACCCAUCCAACCCACAGACCCAAGCGGCGCUUGGAAUGCUCCCGACAGCUGGGCGGUCCGCCGUGGGGACGAUGUCUCAGCCCAGGUUCCAGAGGCCGACGAUAUAGGGAGUCCGCCGAGGCCAGAGGAAAAGAUGACCAAUUACUGCAUCCGCGUGUUCAGGGCGGACGGCACCUUCGCGACGCUGCAGAUGGCGCUUGACGCGACGGUGUCGGACCUCAUCUCGCAGAUCGUCAAGAAGUCAUAUGUCAUCGACGGCAUGGAGGGCUACAACAUCGUCUUGAAGAAACAUGACUUGACCCGUGUCCUCAGCUCCGCCGAGCGCCCGCUCCUAAUGCAAAAGCGCCUCCUGCAGCAGGUCGGAUACGAGGAGCGUGACAGGAUAGAGGACAUCGGCCGCGAGGAUAAUAGUUACCUGUGUCGCUUCAUGUUCCUGUCCGCACGAGAGAGCGACUUCCACACCGUCACACACAACCUGGGCUUCACCCGUUCGCAAAAGUACAUCCACGUCGACAUAUCUGGCCGCAACUUGAGCGCGAUUCCUGUCAUCCUCUACUCCAAAGCUUCCGAAAUCAUUUCUCUCAACCUGUCGAGGAAUCUGUCGCUCGACGUGCCGCGGGACUUCAUCCAGGCCUGCACCAGCCUACGUGAUAUCAAGUACCUGAGCAACGAAGCCCGGAAGCUACCACCAAGCCUGGCCUGGGCCAACAAACUCACGUUUCUGGACGUCUCGAACAACCGCCUGGAGGAGCUCGAGCACGCUGACCUUGGCGGCAUCACUGGACUCCUCAAACUAAAGUUAGCAAAUAACCGUCUCAACCACCUACCACCAUACUUUGGGGCCUAUUCGGUGCUGCGGGCCCUGGACCUUUCUUCCAACUACCUAGAGAAGUUCCCAGCAUUCCUCUGUGAUUUGGAAAGCCUCGUCGAUUUGGACCUCAGCUUCAACCUCAUCAGUGACCUCCCAGACGCCUUCGGGAAGCUAAGGAGCCUGGAGAAGUUCGUCGUGACCAACAACCGGCUGACGGGCGCUUUUCCCGGGUCCUUCAGAGAUCUAAGCAACCUUCGCGAACUCGACAUCAAGUACAACACGAUCUCGAACAUCGACGUGAUUGCGCAGCUUCCGAAGCUGGAGAUCCUAACCGCCGACCACAAUUCCGUCUCCCAGUUCGUCGGUACGUUCGAGAGGCUACGCAGCCUAAAGCUCAACUCGAACCCCGUCACCAAGUUCGAAAUCAAGUCGCCGGUCCCCACCCUUAAGCUUCUGAAUCUGUCCAGCGCCCAGCUGGCGAGCAUCGACGAGUCGUUCAAUAAUAUGCCAGGCCUCGAACGCCUGGUCCUCGACAGAAACUACUUUGUCUCAUUGCCCAGCCAGAUUGGCAACCUCAGAAAGCUUGAGCACUUUAGCAUAGCGCAGAACUCGGUGGGCAAGCUGCCUCAGGAGAUCGGAUGUCUCACAGAGCUGCGCUUUCUAAACGUCCGCGGAAACAACAUUCGCAGGCUCCCGACGGAAUUGUGGUGGGCCAGCAAACUGGAGACGCUCAAUGCGUCAUCCAACAUUCUAGACAGCUUUCCGACACACGCGUCUCGCGCGCCUCAGCCUCCCGAUAACCCAAGUAGCACAAACAGCUCCCUCAGCAGCAAGGUAUCUGGAACGGCGCGGGGCCUCUCCCCCAUGCAGAGCGUUGAGGAGCUCAAUGGCGAUGUGUAUCGGCGCCCGAGCCAGGCUUCAAGUGCCACGCUCCUCAGCGUAGGACCGUCGCCCGUGCCGGGGGGCGAGCACAGGAACAACUCCUUGGUAUCGGUGUAUGGAAAAGGCGGCCGGAACACGUCUGUGGUGUCGCGUAGCACACAUAGCGGCUCUUCGACGACGCUGGUGGGCCCCGGUCUCAGGAAGGAUUCCGGAUUCGGGGCGAUCCUGACCAACACCUUCGCUGGUUCCCUCCGGACUUUGAUUCUUGCGGAUAACCAGCUGGACGACGAUAUCUUUGACCAAACCACGCUUCUUUCCGAGCUUCGCGUCCUCAACCUCUCCUACAAUGAGCUCACCGACAUGCCUCAGGGCACAAUGAAAAACUGGCCGCAGCUGACCGAGUUGUACCUUUCAUGCAGCGGGCUUGCGAGCCUGCCGGCAGAUGACCUGGAAGACUAUUCCUUGUUGCAGACAUUGCACAUCAACAACAACAAGUUCACGAACCUUCCCGCCGACAUUUCCCGGGCCAGGAGGUUAGCCGUGCUAGACUGCGGCAGCAACUCGCUCAAGUACAACAUUGCCAACGUCCCCUACGAUUGGAACUGGAACCUCAAUCCCAAGCUGCGGUAUCUCAACCUGUCCGGGAACAGACGCUUGGAGAUCAAGCAGGCCUACCCCAACGCCGUUGCGCAGAACCGCGAGCAGCUCACCGACUUCGGCCGCCUUGCCAAUCUUCGCGUCCUAGGCCUAAUCGACGUGACGCUUACCCAACCGAGCAUUCCCGACCAAAGCGAAGAUCGUCGUGUCAGAACAUCGAGCACCUUGGCGGGGUACAUGCCCUACGGCAUGGCCGAUACCCUCGGGAAAAACGAGCAUCUCUCCACCAUUGACCUCGUGGUUCCGCGCUUCAACUCGUCUGACUCGCAGACUCUCCUGGGAUUGUUUGAUGGCCAGGCACUCAGCAGUGGCGGGUCCAAGAUUGCCAAAUAUCUCCACGAGAAUUUCAAUGAUAUCUUCACCCACGAGCUGAAGAUUAUGAAACCCGACUCGGGCGAGACCGCCGAGGAUGCGCUGAGGCGCGCCUUCUUGUCGCUCAACAAAGACCUCGUCACGGCCGCGAUUCAGCACACGGAGGAAAGGCCGAUCACGACGCACCGCGGAUCACAAGCUCCUCUCGUGCUCAGCCAAGAGGACCUCAACUCGGGCGGCGUCGCCACCGUUGUUUACCUCGACGAGCAAGAGCUGUACGUCGCCAACGUCGGCGACGUCCAGGCGAUGCUUAUCCGGAACGACGGCAAGGCCAAGAUUCUGACCAAGAAGCACGACCCGGCAGAUCCCGUGGAGCGGUCGCGCAUUCGGGAUGCCGGGGGCUGGGUCUCACGCCGGGGGCGCCUGAACGACAUCCUUCCCGUCUCGCGGGCCUUUGGCUACGUGGACCUGCUGCCGACCGUGCAGGCGGCGCCGCACAUUACACGUCACACGAUCGAGGACCAAGACGAGACGAUCCUUGUGGCUACCGGGGAGGUGUGGGAAUACUUGACCCCGGAGCUCGUUGUCGAUGUUGCGCGCUCCGUGCAGAACGACAUGAUGCGAGCGGCACAAAAGAUCCGCGAUCUCGCCAUAGCCUACGGCUCCCGAGAGAAGAUCAUGGUCAUGAUGCUGAGCGUGUCGGAGCUCAAGCGGCGGCGCGAGCGUUCGCGCAUGCACAGAGGGCAGAGCAUGUCGUGGUUCAACUUCCCACAGGACGAUAGCAAUGCCGCCGCGGCCGCGGCGCGCAGGGCCAGGAAGGCCAAGGCGGCGGGCCCGCUCGAUUCGGUCUUGUCCCGUCUCGAAGCGGAAGUGCCUGCGCCGACUGGCAUGAUUGCGAUCGUGUUCACGGACAUCAAGAACUCGACGCAACUGUGGGAGACUUACUCGGAGGCCAUGAGAUCAGCCAUCAGGCUGCACAACGAGGCCCUGCGUAGGCAGCUCAGGCUUAUCGGCGGGUACGAGGUCAAGACCGAAGGUGAUGCCUUCAUGGUGUCGUUCCCGACCGCCACCUCGGCGCUCCUGUGGUGUUUCGCCGUCCAGACGCACCUUCUGACGGUCAAUUGGCCCAACGAGAUUCUCAACUCGAUCAACUGCCAGCCUACCUUUGACCGGGACAACAAGCUCAUCUUCAGGGGCCUGUCGGUGCGUAUGGGCAUCCAUUGGGGCGAGCCGCUGGCGGAAGAGGACGCGGUAACUCGCCGCAUGGAUUACUAUGGCCCAAUGGUGAACAAGGCAAGCCGCGUCACGGCGUGCGCCGACGGUGGACAGAUCACGGCGUCCUCAGACUUUCUUAAUGAAAUUCAGCGCUGCCUCGAGCAAUACGAGGAAUCGUCAGCCCCGACGGAGGACAUUCCCGAGGAGGACGUGUUUUCCCGAGCCAUCCGCAACGAGCUCCGCUCCCUCAGCAGUCAAGGGUUCCGGGUCGAAGAUAUGGGCGAGAAGAAGCUCAAGGGCCUCGAAAACCCAGAGUAUAUCUACUCGCUGUACCCGCACGCGCUCGUGGGGAGGAUGGAGCAGCACAGCCUCCACGAGCGAGCGCAGUCUACGACGGAUAGGCCCGCCGUGCUCAGCCCCGACAGCGACCUCGCUAUCAACCCGGACGAGAUCUGGGCCAUGUGGCAUGUGGCGUUGAGACUCGAGAUGCUGUGCAGCACGCUCGAGGACGUGAACAGGCGCGUAUUGCAGCCGCCUGAGACGGAGCUCAUGGAGCGGAUGAAGCAGCGCGGCGGAGAGGUAACGGAACGGUUCCUAGUGAAUUUCAUGGAACAUCAAGUGAGCCGGAUCGAGACCUGCGUGUCGACCCUCGCCGUCCGCAAGCUCAUCCUAGCCGACAGCAACCCCAACAAGCAGACCGCCGCCACACAGGUCGGCGACCUGCGCGCGCCCAUGUCCCAGGUGCUAGACACGCUGAGCCAGCAGCUUGCCCUGCUACAAAAGUACCAGGCCCGCUACGGCCCGCUCGACGACGCGGACGAGAAACCCGCGCCCACGUCCGCCGUGUCGCUGGAGGCGCCUGCAUCCGCAACACCACGACCCCCGCAGCUGCAUCCCUCCUAUCCCGACAGUCUCCAGGUGAUGAUAUCGCAGGCGACAUCCGCGACCCCCUCAGCUACUGGGUCCGGGGUGAACACGCCAGAUUCGUCGCCCGACUAAAACCGCGGUUUGUCUGUGCUUGCUCGCUAGCCACAUGGCAUGCAUGCACACAUAGGUCAUCUCCCUUUCCCUUAGUCUCUUGCAUGUCGGAUUGUCUUGUUCAUUUUGCGAUACCCCCUACCACCACCACCACCUACCACACCAUUUUCAAAACGUGGGAUUUCUUCCUAUAUAUAUCCUCACAUUCUGAACGAGCCCCUUCUGUCUCUUCACCACUCGGAAAUGGUUGUUGUUCUGGCUUCCCCGAGCUUCAAAGGGGAGAAAAGGGGGAUGGAUGGGAUGGUAUGAUUACAUAAUUCGUGUUUUGCCCCGCACGUGACUUUUGUUUGUUUUCGGGUCCUGUUGUCAGGGGUAGGGCGGCGGGCUUCAGGACAUCAGUGCACCUCAAUCAGUGCGGUUGGGGGUGCCGCGUUCUCUCGGUGUGGUGGCGGCGUUUUCAUGCUG
Molecule: messenger RNA, 7344 nt
Organism: Chaetomium fimeti
Lineage: Eukaryota; Fungi; Ascomycota; Sordariomycetes; Sordariales; Chaetomiaceae
Exons: 4
Coding region: 271-6900 (2209 amino acids)
Biological process (GO): intracellular signal transduction; cAMP biosynthetic process
Molecular function (GO): magnesium ion binding; adenylate cyclase activity; protein binding
Source: RefSeq, a predicted model, not a curated record